Molecule: messenger RNA, 543 nt
Organism: Aspergillus calidoustus
Lineage: Eukaryota; Fungi; Ascomycota; Eurotiomycetes; Eurotiales; Aspergillaceae
Source: the annotation of a GenBank genome assembly
AUGUCCACCUCCCCGGUCGCCAACCACCCCCUGACGAGAUGCCUCCGCUCAAACCCUGCGUUGACCGAGACGACUCUCUACUCCGACCUUCCACCCACAAUCCGCCACAGCAAAGAUCGGUACACAUUGCUCGACGCGGACAAGAUCGCCUCUUUCCCCCUCAUCUUCUGGGACCCAUCCAGCAAAUCAUCAACAAUGAUUUUUCACCUUGGCCCUUCAUUAUCCGGGUACCCGGGCCUGGUUCACGGUGGCGUCUUGGCCACUCUGCUCGACGAGGGAUUCGCCACGGCCCUGUUCAAGGCCGACCCCACGCGGGUGCCGCUGACGGUUGAUCUAAAUAUCCGAUACCGCAAGGCGGCGCCGACUGGGGAGGUUUACGCACUCUGGGCCAGUGUGCAUGAUGCAGAUGAGGAUGCUGCCAAGGUUACUGGGUGGAUUGAGCUGUUAGGGACCGAUGCCGAUCUCGCCGGAGAUUUAAAUGGAGAACGUGUUGUUGUUAGUGCGGAGGCGAGCUUCAAGUGGGUUAGGCCUGUAGGGAUUUAG